Messenger RNA from Manis javanica (Malayan pangolin), 1911 nucleotides. NCBI's taxonomy places the organism in Eukaryota, Metazoa, Chordata, Mammalia, Pholidota, Manidae. The record is from RefSeq and is a predicted model, not a curated record.
GGAAAGACCAGUUUGUGCCUCUCUGCAGCCCAGUGGUGGCCGCUAGCCUUUUUGAGACCAUUUCUGUCCGUGGUUUUAAACCCUGCCUACCAGUGUCAGCAUCCAUAAAAUAAUAUACACCCUUGGUUUCUGAAGUUUUGCAUACAUUGUUCUGCACUCUAGUAACUCAGUAUGAGUUUUAGUCGACAUAGGUUUUUAAAAUCAGCCUGUGUGGCUGUGCCUCGGUCGUUGUUUAUUUUAACUGCUGUGCAGUGCACACGGCGGGACUUGGUCGCAUCGGGGGCCGCCGUGCUGGAGACGCCCAUAGUGCUGGCUUCCGGCUGUUGAGCUGUCGCCCCGGGCCCACCGCGCGGCCAGCUCGCGUCUCCGCGUGUUUCCUUGAGCUUGGGCGCAAUCCACGCAUACUCUCAGGUCCCUAUGAGGGAUUCUUACAGAGAACAUGAGAGCGCGCCACGCCCGCCGACGUGUCCAGGGUGGGGCAGCAGACCUGCGGCCCCGCUCCCGGCCAGGGCCACGACCCCCGCCCGCACCCCGCCCCGGGGACCCAGGGCCACGGGCGCCUCGGGGAGAUGGCGAACGCCUCCCGAAGGCCCUUGCCCUCCCGCGCGCAGUCCCGGAACCCUGGGCUCCCAGCGCAGGUCGUGGUCGCCGCCCGGCGGCAGCCCGCCUCUCUUCCUUCCUGCAGAGCCGGGGUCCGGGGAGGGCCGGGGGCGGGGCCGCCUGCCCAAAGCCAAGCACGCCGCGCAUCAGGCGGCGCGGAGGUGGUUCGAAGGGACCAGCCGCCCGCAGGUGAGCGCGGGGCUGCGUCCGGAGGCGCCCCGCGCCGGGGCCCCAGGCAGCCUAGGUCCUGACCCAGAGGUUGGACAGUCCUGGAGGCACUGCCCAGAGGCAGCUGGUGGAGGCCCAGCAAGUACCUUUCUCCUUGAGGACCCUCACCUUGAGUGUCACAGGAACUUGUGGCUGUGUGGAAUGCUGGUCCCAAGGAAGUCUUGGACCUUGUAUCCUGCUCCUGUUUCUGGCCUGGGAGUCUCCUGGGGACCUAAAGAAUUGCCCCUUCUUCCCAUCGGCACCUGAAGACCCUCCCCCAAAGCUGUUUGGAAGGUGACCCGUUUCUACAAGCCCAGGGCUCUGGCAGGAAAUGGGCCCAAGAACUUGGGGCCUAGCCCCCUCAAGCUGCCUCAGAGGAGGGGAGCCCCAGCCUGAGGAGAUGCAGCUUCUAGUUCUGGCCUCCUGCCACCAGGCUCUGCCCAGCAGAGGGAGGGCACUAUGAUCCCCCCAGGUUUGACAGCUGAGUAGUGUGGGGGCAGCUGGGCGCACUCCUGCCCAAGCUGCAUUGUACACGUGGGUGUGCAUGUGCACACCUCUGUGCUGGUGCACAUGGGAUGUGUAUGAAUGGUGCUUGUCAGUCCCUAGCUGGACUUUGGGAGGGCUCUCAGAAUGACCCAGGUCCUGCCUGGGUCCGCAUGAACUGUUUGCUCCAUUCCUCAUCUAGGAAGACCCAGCUGACAGAGUGAGGUCUUCCCAGCCUCACCGGCCCACUUCACCCCCUGAGCAGGGCUGGAUUUGCUACAGCCUCCAGGUCCCAGGACAUAGCAUGAAAAGAAUAAAUGAAUGAUGGCGAUACGGGAGGGGUCCACUCACCGGACUGGGGGAAAGCCCCUCCUGCUGACCUCUGGGCUCUGUCAGUCCUCUGUCUCUGGUGCCUGGCACCUCUUGGACAAGCCUCCUGCCUUUAUCUGCCUGCCCUUGGCCUGGCCCCCACCCAGCAACUUCCUGUCCACGCCCCAUGACAAGCUUUUCCAUGACAUGGCCUGUGUGAGGUGUGGGAAGCCAAGACCAGGAGAGCAGGGAAGGCAAAAAAAACAGGCAUGGAGGGUGGAAGGGGCUGGGGGGGCUGGGGCGCUGACGGCC